This is a messenger RNA of Xiphias gladius (swordfish), 1713 nucleotides long. RefSeq names its product 2-oxoglutarate and iron-dependent oxygenase domain containing 1 (gene ogfod1). NCBI's taxonomy places the organism in Eukaryota, Metazoa, Chordata, Actinopteri, Istiophoriformes, Xiphiidae. The record is from RefSeq and is a predicted model, not a curated record. Gene Ontology annotation, cellular component: cytoplasm. The transcript has 13 exons. The coding region runs from base 111 to 1694 and encodes 527 amino acids. Gene Ontology annotation, biological process: regulation of translational termination; peptidyl-proline hydroxylation. Gene Ontology annotation, molecular function: peptidyl-proline dioxygenase activity; iron ion binding; L-ascorbic acid binding.
CCCAUACGUAACGUCAUAAACCCGCGACGCCCAGCCCGUUUCACACCGACGCACGUUACAGGUGUGAAUGUUGUCAAAAUACCUUAUAAACUGUGUGUUUAGUGUCCACGAUGGCCUCUAAACGAAGACAGGACGAGUGCAGCAAAACAGACAAGAAGAAAAAGCAGAAGAGAUGUGAAGAAACCGCAGAACUUGGUUCAGUUGUGGAGGACGAGCGGGUGAAGAGUGCGGUGAAAAAGGCGUGGAGCCGGAGGACCCGCUGCAGCCUGGGGGACCUGGAGGUGGACUGCCACCCUUUCCCUCACUGCAUCAUCAAGAACUUCCUCAGCAGUGAGACCUUCGUAGAAAACCUGCAGAGAGAACUGCUGGGGCUCAACUUCCACGAGAAGUCAAACGAUCUCUACAAAUUUAAACAGUCAGAUGACUUGAGGAAGAGAACAGAGCCACACAUCACAGGACUGAGGUCAGCACUGUUUGGGCGUUUCCGUUCCUGGCUCAGUGAAGUGUUGGGGGUUGAACUGGAGCCCACAGUGGAUAUUUCUUGUGCCAGAUAUGAAUACACAGAUGUUCUUUUGUGUCAUGAUGACGAAUUGGAGGGAAGGCGCGUUGCUUUCAUUCUGUAUCUUGUGCCUCCAUGGCAGAGCAGCGACGGGGGAACCCUCGAUCUUUACGCAACAGAUGGUAAUUUCCAGCCACAGAGUAUAGUGAAGUCGCUUGUGCCCUCUUGGAACACACUCGUCCUCUUUGAAGUUUCUCCAGUGUCCUUUCACCAAGUGUCCGAAGUUUUGUCACAGGAUAAGUGUCGACUGUCUCUCAGCGGCUGGUUUCACGGACCAUCUCUGGAGCGUCCUCCUCGCCACACGGAACCCCCCGUCCCCAGGAGUCCACACUUACCAAGAGAUGAAACGCUGCUGCUGGAGUGGGUCAAUCCAUUGUACCUGGACAUCUCCUAUCAAGAGCAGAUUCAGGAGGAAUUUGAAGAAAGCUCUGAAAUUCAGCUCAAAGACUUUCUCAAGGAGGAGAAGUUCAGGGAGGUGGGUGAAGCCCUGCGACUCGCUCAGAUUCAGUGGAUGAGGAGAGGUCCGCCCAAUAAGAGAUGCUAUGAAGUGGCUUCUCUGGACACCCUGCCUCAGUGUGUGAGCACAUGCUGGGAGCUGCUUCGCUCAGAGGCUUUCUUCCUGCUCCUUUCCAACUUCACCGGCCUUCGAUUGCACUACCUGUGUCCUGCUGAUGACGACGAUGAGAAUAAAGAUGAGGAGAAAGAGGAGAAGGAGCAAGAAGGGGAUGGAGAAGCCACUGGGUCUUCGACCGAAUCGCCGUCAGCAAAUGCAAGCAGAGAGAAAGAGCUGAGCACACCUGUAUGUUGUGGUGAACUGCGUCGAUGGUCUCAGGGCGGCUACACUCUGUUGCAUGAUGGAGAUGCAGCACGGGCAGAGUACGCUCUGGAUCUUGUUUUACCUUUUGGCUGUGCAGACUGGCAGUCAGAGUUUGGGGGCUUCACGUGUUAUGUUGCUAAUGAAGAGGAUGAGGAGCUUCUGACAGUGUAUCCAGAGGACAACUCCCUUGCCCUCGUCUACAGAGACAAAGAGAGCCUCAAAUUUGUCAAACAUGUCAACCACAAAAGCUGCUCUGAUUCUGCUGGCAGUUCAACCUGCAGAGCAUUUUAUGACUUUUCCUUUGUGUACUAUGAAUAAAUAUCCUUUACAUAUCUAU